AUGGAUUCUGAAAGUGAUCUUAAGCCUAUUGUACCACUUGCUGCUGCGGCUGCAGCUGGAAGUUUAAUGUUAUCAAACUGUGAGCAAAAUCCACUCGGAAAAUUAAUGGAACAGUAUAAUCGGCUAGCUUCAGAAAGCCGCAUUAUAACAUCUAAUGAAAAAUUGUCUAAGAAAGAUUCAAGAAGUACUGAAAGUAUUGCAGCAGCAGCAGCAGCGGCAGCUGCUGGAGCAACGUUUGUUGAUACAAUACCGUAUACAAAUGCCGCUGUUUAUCCGCCAUAUUCUUGGACAGCAGCAACCUCUACUCCAUGGUGGACAGCAGAUCCUGCAGGAACUUGGCCUUCAUUACCGUAUUCAUCAGCGGUUGGUACAGAAAAUGCUAGCACAAGCUAUUCUCCAUAUUUGGGCCCACAAUUUCAAGGUUUACUCUCAGCUGCUACUGUACCAGUAACUGCAGUUGUUGGUAGUAGUAGCGGAACCAGUAAUCAAGUAUCUAUAUCAAAUUAUAAUUCUAAUUCAACUAAAUCAUUAUCAAAAAUACUUGGUAAUGGUAAUUCAACAACACAUGCAGGUGGUGGCAAAUUGCCUGCACGAUCAAAUUGUGAAUGCCCAAAUUGUCAGGAAGCCGAAAGAUUGGGUGAGCUCUUGAAUUUACAUAUUUUUUACUUCUCUGAAAAACUUAUACAAAAAAAAUUCUUUACAGUAAAAUGCAAAAAUUAUACAAAAGUGGCAUAA
Molecule: messenger RNA, 735 nt
Organism: Thelazia callipaeda (thelaziosis nematode)
Lineage: Eukaryota; Metazoa; Nematoda; Chromadorea; Rhabditida; Thelaziidae
Source: the annotation of a GenBank genome assembly